ACGCCAUUAAUUCUCGCACAGAUCAUUGAGACGACAAACUACCAGCAGCGCUCGUCCCGCACCAACAUGGCAGCCGGUGCACCCGACACACGCUCUACGCGCUACAACUUCAUGGGCAUGAUGAUACCGACGAAAAAAGGAAAGAACUCCGUGAGUUCGGCCGAGGAGCAGCUUAUAGGCAGCAGCUCUAGUGGCUCUCCCUCGUUAUCUCCCUAUGGCACGCAGAGGCCACAAGGACAGCGCGAUGCAAACGUGGAUAUGUCUCAUCAUAUGGUAUACUCUGGUGCCCCGUCACCGCCCCCGAGCACGGUUGGUUAUCCAUACAGCAUCGCCGAGGGGAACAGGGAGACGGAGAGCAUAGAGGUUCUAGACGAAAUGGAAAUAUCAUCAACGAGGAAUGGAUCUACACACCGAGGUUCCAACCGGUCAUAGACGCCUGCUGCAGAUGCCAUAGCACCUACGGUGGCGCCAUCUCUAGCACCCCAGCUAACCUGUCGCCCGCGCGCGCUGUUUCAACGGAAAAGUGUAUUUAUUUUUAUGGGUGUUAAGAUGAAUUCUUAUUUUUAUCUAAAAUAGCCGAUACAAUUUUUGUAAAGUGCGUUGCUCGCGUUAUUGAGUGUAGGCUUAGCAAAUUUGUACCAAGCAGUUUUGAUUUGUUGAGUUGCUAUGAGAUGUAGUCUGCUUGCAUAAAACCCAUCAUGACGUCAAUACACUUCCGAUCACGCACCGUAGCAUGCUUUUUGGCUUGUGCUGAUUUUUGAAAGAAAUGAAUGUGUAGAUGUGUCUGUUAAUAUCAGAAUAUAUUUGUUGCGCUGAGAAUUACGUGCUGUGUGUAAUGUAUGAGUGCAUGCUGUAAAUUUAUGAAUAUGCAUAAUAUUUGGUUUAAAUAGUUCAUAUAAUGAAACAGAAAUCAUAAUGCCGUGCCAGAGAGAUAUAUAUAUAUACAUAUAUAAACAUAUAUAAUACAUAUAUAGUAUAUAUAUAUACGCGUGUGCGAAAGCGCGCGCGACUACGUACGUGCGUGCGCAUGUGUUUGUGUGUGCGUGUGUAUGUAACAAACAUGAGAGUGGACGAGAGACAGACGCCAGUAUCUCGGCUGCAGGUUCUUGCGUGGAGAAAUGGAUCUAGGGAACCCAACUGUGAUUGGUUACAUGUAUAUAGGGCGUUGCUAUGCUCCAGUGCGUACAUGUCUGUGACUACAUACGGAUGGAAGCACUGUAUAAGAAAUCUCAGCUGUCGUGGUAUGUGUUCACAUACGAGACAGAGUUUCAUGAAGUCAUGUAGUGUCUGGCCAAUUGUUGAAUCUACAUUUUAUACUGAUUUCAACUGUUGCGUUAUGCAUUUCUGUGAGCAUGUAGCUUGUGCUAACCGACUACACAUGUUAUAAUAAGAGGUAAUGCGUUCAUGACAUCGCCUUUCAGUUGUUAGAAUACAAGUAUUUAAUAGCUUUGCCUGUGGUGGGUUUUAGGAAACUGCGAUCGCAUUCUAUGACUUGUCAUGGAUGAGGACGCAUUAGUAAACCCAGAGAUAACAUGUCCAUCGUAUUCUAAACGAGAAAGAAACGGACAACCUUUAAUCGCAUGUUGACCCUGGUGGUUUUAAACAUUAAUAUUAUUAGAGCCUAUAUCAAAUUUUAUUUUUUACUAGCAGAACUGCAAAUGCUAAUCACUACGAGCAGAGUUGAUUGAGAAGGAAACGGUUACGUUGAGAAUGACUGAAGUAACACGUCACGUGGUUAUAUCGUUGUAUAGAGUUACUAGUGGCGCCGUCUGUCUGCCGAGUGUUGUGCAAGCACCCGAUCUUGAUGCAUCCAUUUAGAAACCAAAAUUAAAUCUAAUUUAAUUUAAUUUAAUUUAAUUGUUCAUCCGAGGGGUUUAACAGUAAUAAGAUUGAUGCCUAUAUUAAAUGUUAUUAUUUACUAGCAGGGUUGUGCAAGCACAUGAUCUUGAUGCAUCCAUUUAGAAACCAAAAUUCCAUAUUGGCUACGCGAUGAACAUACACGCGCGUGCGUAUGUGCGCUCGUGGUUACGCUGCGAAUGAAGAUCCAGCUGACAAUUAAUGUAUCAGUGACGUACCCGUGUUUCAAUGAUCGUGUUUGCAACUGACAAGGGUGUGACGAUGUCGGCAGACAGUGAGCGCACCUGAGCGUUUCACUCACAGUAAUACUGUAAUAAAUGUACAUGUAAUCAAAAAUA
Messenger RNA from Priapulus caudatus, 2195 nucleotides. RefSeq lists its product as uncharacterized. The record is from RefSeq and is a predicted model, not a curated record. The coding region runs from base 67 to 432 and encodes 121 amino acids. NCBI's taxonomy places the organism in Eukaryota, Metazoa, Priapulida, Priapulimorpha, Priapulimorphida, Priapulidae. The transcript has 3 exons.